Lineus longissimus is the source of this 4333-nucleotide messenger RNA. RefSeq names its product melatonin receptor type 1B-like. Lineage: Eukaryota; Metazoa; Nemertea; Pilidiophora; Heteronemertea; Lineidae. Gene Ontology annotation, molecular function: G protein-coupled receptor activity. Gene Ontology annotation, cellular component: membrane. The coding region runs from base 869 to 1987 and encodes 372 amino acids. The record is from RefSeq and is a predicted model, not a curated record. Gene Ontology annotation, biological process: G protein-coupled receptor signaling pathway. The transcript is spliced from 3 exons.
AUCGGUCAUUUAACUCCUACAAUAUUACAACGAGGCGUAGUGUGCACCAAUUCGAGAUAAAUUGGCCCAGCGUGUUCCAAACGAAUCGUCGUCUACCCUGAUGAGUUCUGUUGUCGAUGCGUAAAGGAUAGUUGAGAUCUGCUGGUCUUGGCAGACGAUAGAAUUAUCACAGGUGCACAUUCUGACUGACUCUGGGAAUGUGGAUAAACAAUAGGAAUGGGUCAAAGAAGUCUGGAUAAACAAAAGGAACAGGUCAGAUAAGUGUGGAUAAACAGUAGGAAUGGGUCAGCGUGGAUAAACAUUAGGAAAAGGUCAUAGGGUCAGAUAAGUGAUGAUAAAGAUUAGAAAUAGGUCAGAGAAGCGUGGAUAAACAUAAGGUAUGGGUAGAAGAAGCGUUGAUAAACAUUUGAAAUAGGUCAGACUAAAUGUGGGUCAGAGAAGCAGGGAUAAACAUUAGGAAUAGGUCAGACAAGUGUAUCGUGAGUAUAGCUUAUAAACAAGAUAAUUUGUCAGUGGCAAAUCAGAUUUUACACCAGUACCAGACUUUGACACAGGGAAGAAGAAUUCUCAAUGGAUCAUGAAUUCCAGAAUUGUUUGAUACAAAAAGAAACUCAUUUCUUUGGUUGGAAGUUAUGGUGAAAUCCUGAAAACUAAAUACCUGCAUCUGUGUCUCAGUUUCCCUUGAUGAUAUGAUUUCACCGUUACUCAAAAUAUGGGAAAAUAAAGGACUGCAAGUAAAUAAUUGGAGAUCAAUGAUUCUGGCAAUUAAAAUGGAUUUUUGACAAAGGCAGCUUCUGAUCGUGUGUACUGAUCGUGACACGGAAUAGAAUACGAAGUGAUUAGUGCAGCUGUAUAAAAAUCUGACAAAAUGUCAUCUACACAAUUACCCAAACUGCUGAUUUCAGCAACUCCGUCAAUGAACUUUUCAUUCCAUACAACCACAGAUUGGUUCGAUACGAAUGGGACUACCCCGAUAGACCCAAACAGCAUAAAACCGUCACGGCUUUCAACAGCCAUAACAGCUAUAGUGAUGUCACUGGUUGUCCUGGGCGGCAUCAUCGGGACAUUCUGGAUCAUGUGGGCAGUUCUGCGGCGGAAAAACAUGCGUGGUGUUAUCGUGAAUGUGUUUAUAAUAAGUCUAUGUGUCAAUGAUCUACUGAAUUGUUUCAACCAGGUUUUUGUUAUUAUCUCGUACGUGGCACUGGAGUGGAUAACCGGGGACCGUCUUUGCGGAAUCGUGCCGGAAUUCUCGAUGUUUUUAGCCGGAGCUGCGCUCUGGCACCACGCCUUUAUCGCCAUCCAUAGAUAUCUCGUUGUCUGUCACAACCGGACGUAUAAACGCAUGUCAAAAACGUGGUAUAUUUUGAGUGUGCUGGUCGUGACUAGGGUGAUCCCGGCCUGCCUUGUCAUCCCUGCUUUUGUCAUAGACAUGUCCAUAUACAUCCCUAAACUUCUGCGUUGCGUCUUUUCGCCGAAAUACGGGGCUCGGACAAUUGCGGUUGUUGUGACACUAAUACUAGUUCCUUUCACGAUAGUUAGUUUCUGUUUCUCCAUGAUAUUCUGCUACAUUCAUCGAAUGAGCCGGAAUUCCAGAAUACGGGAUCGGUCGGCCCAGCACGAGAUUCAAAUUACCAAAAUGUUUGGCGUUGUUUUUAUCGUAUUUGUGAUUGGAUUCGUCCCGUAUGGAUUUAUACGUAUUGGGGACAAAGAUGGACGAUUAAGCCCGGAUGUUUACGUCAUCAUCACAGCUUUAUAUGCAAUUGCUUCUGCAAUAAACCCGGUCCUCUACGGCACGAUGAAUAAAAGUAUCAGAAGUGCAUGCAUCGAUGUACUUUGCUGUCCGUCAUGCGUCAAGGAGAACUUACGCGUGCAGGAGGAGAGUACUGCAGGAAACGGAACGAUUAGUAUGUAUCUGAGGGCAAACAAUGACCAGGAACAUAGGACGAGUGUAUCGCUUUUGAGCAGGUCAAGUGCCUGUGGUGAUUAGCUAAUUAGCUAAUUAAUUGACUCCAAACGUUUCCAUGUAUGGUGUAAGAAUUGCAUGCUGCAUGCAGUUGAUUCAUUAGCGGUAGGCUGUUUGCCUGUCAUUCUUUUGGCAAUGUACAACCGUACCCCUUUUAGAUUUCUUUCCAGAAAGAAGAAAUUUGAGAUGUAAGCGGUAAAGUUGGGUUAUUAUUCCAAAUGUGUUCUGUAACAGAUGAUGAUGGAAUGAGUUUGUGGGACCUUAGCAUCGUGGAAGGACCUGCUGCAAACGAUGUUUCUGUAGAACACCAGCCACCAUUUUUGUAUGAACGUAUGAGAAAGGAUGUUCUUGGAUGCAAGGCUGUGGCAGUAUUGUAGGUCGAUCCUCUCAGUAAAGAUUUUUCAAUGGAUACCGUAAAUACUGGUGAAGAAGUUUGUCAUCGAUGUCAGACCUGUCAUGUGACUCCAAAGUAUCCGCCAUGUUGGUCGUCAGAAUAUCAUUUGAUGGCUGCCAUUGUAUUCCCUAGAGUAUUUCAAAGAUCGUGUGUUAGUUAAACUAUCAGCGACGUGGAUGUGGACGUAGCUCGUUUGGGGCGGAAAUCUGGGUGAAAACAAAAAAGUGAAUUUGCCUGUUCAGCCUUGCGUGAGGAGAGCCGUUCAACUCUUUAAUGACCAUCGUAGCAAUGAUGUCAAAACUUUCACAUUAUAUUUUGACAUUAUCACUUCGCUGUGACGUGGGUUAUCCAUUGUGACCUUGACCAAUGUGGUGGUUGCGUGAUGUCACGUGAAGACCAUCUCCAGCAUAGUGAUAACACUCUUACUCUGAGUCAUUACUGGUCCAUUUAACUUGUGUCCAAGAAACAUUCUUUUCACGAAUUUGCGUAGCUCAUCAGCUGAUUUUAAUAGUUGCCAUGUUUCAAUUUGAUUGGUCAAAAAAUUGAAAUAUAUAUUUGUCUACUUCUGUAUCACACUGUAAAUAACAAUGAAAGUUAGCUAUGUACCCACUGUAUACCAUAUCGGGAGAUGGAUUACUCUCACAUAAUGAGACACAAAUGCUCUGAGCCUAUUUUGAUUUUCCCGAGCAAAUGUGACCAUAAUCUCCGCAGAAUUGGAGUGUCCACAGAGAAAAAUAUGAGAUGCCGAUUCUCCUGGGCGAUUUUAUGAGAACAAUUCAUCUUCUUUUGUAUACAAGUAUAGUCUUGUACAGAGGUUUAUGAUGGGAUAUUGUAUUCCCAGGGCAGGGGCGGGGGUUGCACUAGCUUUGUGUUAUUUCAUAUGUGUAAUCUUAGAGAAUACUAGGACUAGUUGCCGAGUAAUGUUGUGGGUUGUGUAUACAUAUUAUAGGUGGCCCAUAUCAACAGUGCAUGGUUCACGUCGCUACAAGGGCAGAACACAUGGAUAUAACAACAUUGUAUCAGGUCUCGAUCUGACAAUGGCUAUUUCCCAAUCGGGAAAAGAGAUGCAUCUUGGAGACUUGUCACAUUUUUUUUCUCCUGGAUUAAGAACGGUCACUCAUGAUGAAAUGCACAAACAACAACCUAAAUUGUGAAACUUUCCAUGUCAUAUUUAAUUCAAUACGGUAUGUUCACAACAAAAUAUGAAUGCUCGACUUACAAUGGUUUAUUGACCUGUCGAUGUACAUGUAAAUGGUUUUACAAAGCCUCAGGUUGGUUGCUUAUUCCUUAUUCCCGAAUCUCAAGGAAAUUACUUCAUUCUGGGUUCUCAACGGAGGUCUCGUUAGUAAUUCAUCGGUAAAGGCUAAAUGCAGUUCCCAUUGGCAAUAAAGGGUUAUGCUAUACUCCAGCAUAAUCCUCCAAGGAUCCGAAAUAAGUAUAAACGGGAAUAAGAAAUAUAAGUAUGGUGUUUUACCAGCCACGUGUACCAGCAGAUAUACAGUAUUUCUAACAAGGGGCUCUGUAUGUGCAACGUACAUUGUGAUAAAAGGAGGCGCUCCAGUUUAUUUGUGUUCGACCGAGUCCCAUGACCUUGAAAACGUCAGAUAUCAAAAGCGUAAUAAAAUCCUUCGUCCCAGGAACACUACUCUAUUUCAGGGCAUCUCAACUGUUGGUCCAUGACCCUGAAAAUGAAAUACGACAUAUCGAGUUAAAAGCUCCAUCGUGAUUCCAUAGAGAGUUUGGUUCAAAACUCAUUGGUUUUGACUUAGAGCAGACAAACACUACGAUUGUGGAAAAUUUGCAUUUAUUGACUGGUGAGUCGGUCAAAUAGUUCAUCACUGAGAUAAUCGUGCAGGUCAUUUUAGAUGUUUCCUUUCUUGAACUGUGAUAUUCGAUCACAUGCAUCAGAUACAAUCUCCGUAGUAUUUCUCAUUCAAAAGAAGUGGUUAUCUUAUUGAAGCUUGCUUACACAAUUU